UUUCCCUCGCUCCAUUGUGAAAAUGGUGGUUGCUAAUCCCUGUAGCAGCACAAAUUUAUUUUGAAAGGCUAUUUUAACGACAGUAGUUCAGUUUCUGCGAAAAGCCGUGCUUGCAGUUGCUCAAAUUGUCGGAUACUUUUCUUUCUUCUUCUGUUCGUUCUUUUUUCUCCAUUUCCUGCGUGCAAUGUAAUGCCAUUGUUUUGUAUAUUCAAACCAAAAUAAAAGGGAAAGAGAGAGAGAUAAAUUUGUAUCAUGUGAACAAUUUUAGAAAAAUCUUGUGGAUUUUUAUUAUCACUCGAACUUCUUUUUUUUUUUCUCGCGUACAUUACGUUAUUUUUGUUGCACCGAGAUCGAAUCCCGAUCAGCUCUGUUCUCGAAAUACCAUGUCAUGCAAACAAUGACGUAAAAUGACUUUAAAUGUUCUAUUUCUGCAGUAUCCAUGCAACUACAGAUCGUAUCAAACCGUUCAUUUUAACAUAGGCUGCAAUGCACAAGGCUUUUGCUAGGCUCUGGCUCUGCAGAUCAGCAGUUUGCUGGUACCAUCCCUGUGAUCCUUAUUUGUUGCAGAGUUUCAGAACUGUUUACAACUUGGCCAAACCAAUUCAGAGACACCCAUUUGAAAAUCUCGAAUAUAAACACAACAAUUUCACCGAGUUUUUCAGUAAUGUUCCACAGGAGUGUGUUGGUGCUGAGGAUUUCCGGAUGGGUUUAUUGGUCCAUGGUCGUCUCAUAAAACUUGGCAGUAAUGUAUUCAUAUCCUCAUGGAAUAAGCUACUGAGUUUGUGUUGCAGAAGUGGGCAAUUUCAGUAUGCCUGUCGCGUGUUUGACAAAAUGCCUAGUAGAAAUGUUGUUUCUUAUAAUACAAUGGUUUCAGCUUGUGUUAGGAACAACCAUGUCCUUGAAGCGAUGCAUCUUUACUCUAACAUGAAGAAGGAGCAAGCUGUUCCUAAUCACAUCACGCUAGCUGUCAUAAUUGGUGCUGGGGAUUUGUUGACAGCUUCACAUUUGAGAGAGGCAUUUCAUGCUCAAGCCGUUCGAUAUGGAUUGAGUUCUAAUGAGUUUGUAGGGAGUUCCUUGGUGGAGGGCUAUGCAAAGCAUAUAAGGCUAGAAGAAGCUAUUAAAGCAUUUGGUGACAUAGCUGAAUUGGAUUUGGUUUCAUGCAAUAUUAUGAUUGAUGGUUGUGCACGUAACAAUAGUAAAGAACAUGCCUUGAGAAUAUUCUUUCUGAUGCUGCAAGAGAACAUGGGAUUUGAUGCAUUCACUCUGACCUGCAUUUUGAAGACAUGUUCAGAACCAAAUGAUUUGAACCGUGGGAUGCAGCUCCAUGGUUGUGCAAUAAAAUUUGGUGUGGCGCAAGAAACACCCAUUUGUAAUUCCCUCAUAACCAUGUAUUCAAAAUGUAGGAAAGAAAUGAAAUCCGCCAUGAAAAUCUUCAGGGAGAUUUUAGCACCUAACAUUAUCUCGUGGACUGCAAUGAUUGGUGGGUUCACACAAAAAGGGCUGAACCGGGAAGCACUUGAGCUUUACAAGGGCAUGCUUAGGUUAGGUGUGAAAGAAAAUGAUUUUAGUUUUGCUAGUAUUCUUCAGGUGCACAGUAACCUGGCAAACCUUGAGCAGGGGAGGCAAAUUCAUGCGAGGAUUGUAAAAUCAUGGUAUGGUUUGAAUGUAUUAGUCAACAAUGCUCUUAUGGAUAUGUAUUCCAAGUGUGGCAGCUUAGGUGAUGCUCACAUGGUGUUCAUAAAAAUGGGAAAACAUGAUGUUGUCUCCUGUGCGACAAUGAUCACAGGUUUUGGACUGCAUGGUAAGGGAAGAGAGGCUCUUGAAAUUCUUGAAGAAUCGACUAGUGAAGGAUUGAAGCCUAACGAAGUUAUGUUUCUUGGGUGCCUUUCUGCAUGUAGCCAUGGUGGCCUUGUUGAUGAAGGGGUUCUAGUAUUUAGGAUGAUGGUUGACGUUUAUAGUGUAAAGCCAAGAGUGGAACAUUUUUCUUGUGUUGUUGAUAUGUUGGGUCGUGCUGGUAGAUUAAAUGAGGCAGAGAGAUUUAUUGAAGUGAUGGGGCUUGAGUCAAAUGUAUUGGUUUGGGAAGCAUUGCUUAGUGCUUGUGGGCUACAUGGAGAGAUAGCACUUGGAGAAAAGUCAGCUAGGAAGAUCAUGGAGUUACAGCCAGGGAGGCAUGGACCAUAUGUGUCGUUGGCAAAUAUGUAUGCUGACAGAGGAUUGUGGGAAGGAAAAUGUGCAAUAAGAGAAAAAUUAGGUGUUUUUGGGUUAAAGAAAGACACUGGAUGCAGUUGGAUAGCUAUGGAGAGAUUUUGAUGCAGAAAAAAAUGUUGGCUGUUGGCAAUAGGAGCCAAGAUUUUGGAUAACAAGCUUGAACUCUCAUUCUGAGAAUCUAGAUUUCUUGUCCACCUGCAGGUGAGGCCUCAAGUUUGUUGGUAAGUAAGAUGAAAAGAACUCAAUUUGGCAUUUUGUUCGUAAGCAAUUGCAAGCAGGACCAGAGAGGAGAGGGGUUUUCGUCUACUUAUCAUGCACUCUGAAAAUGCAAUGAUGAAACUCCCGUGUCAAGACAUUAUAGACAAGCUCUUUUUUCUUGGUCCUAGGAAGCUCUUUCUGUCAGCCCUCUGCAGUUUGUCAGCUUUAUCACUCCAUUGGCAGGUCUUCUGAAUGUCUGAAGUUUUUUGUCCAGAUGUUUGUGAGUUGAGAUGGUUUCACUUCUCUCAAAUAGAUGAUUGUGAGUUUUAACUCUGGAGUUUAUCAGUACUUUUGUGAAAGCAGUUUGGAUUGUGCUCUGAAUCCUCACCAUAAAAUGAUACUGAAAAUGGUUGUAUUGUCUCGCCUUUCUUGUUGCUGGUACAAGUGGCCGUGGAUCAAAUUCAACAGCUGAGCAAGUUACAUGAGCUUGUUCUUUGAGCUUAUAUCACCAGUCGGUCUCGUAUAAUCUUCAACUGCUGAAAGUGAAGAAACUUAAUGAAUGGGAAAAAAUGUCAUUUUUUUAUCUUUUACUUAUUGAUUAUCGGAUAAACUUUUAUGCACAAAGUUUGAAUUGCAGUGAGCUUGUAUCUUCUUCUUCUUCUUCUUCAAGGACAAAGCGUGGUGAUGUGUCAAACUGAGAUAAAUACUUCUUACCAACUCAUGGAAAAAAAGAAUCUCUAUUAUUGGCUUACUUUUUCUUGUCAGCUUGCAGUCCUAGAGGAAUCUUGUUAAAUAUUUGUAACAGCCUCAUGUGGAUUAACUCACAUAAUUUCUUAUUUUUCUUUGGGAAAAAAUAUUUUCAUC
Malania oleifera is the source of this 3270-nucleotide messenger RNA. RefSeq names its product putative pentatricopeptide repeat-containing protein At3g15130. The coding region runs from base 487 to 2310 and encodes 607 amino acids. Lineage: Eukaryota; Viridiplantae; Streptophyta; Magnoliopsida; Santalales; Ximeniaceae. Gene Ontology annotation, molecular function: protein binding; RNA binding. The record is from RefSeq and is a predicted model, not a curated record. Gene Ontology annotation, biological process: RNA modification. The transcript has 6 exons.